UUAAGAUGCAGGCUUUCUGAGCAUUCAGACCUGAGGAGGAAAGCUGUAGGCUCUCCGUGAAGCUCCACCUUCAGAAACUCAAGCUUUGAGAAAGGCUAAGAACGAGCAGAGCAAGCAAGACCACCAGCACGUGGUGAGGCCACCCGCGGGGAGCCGUCAGGUCUGCUGCAGCCCCGCAGAGCUCAGCUGGGCUUCCCCAGACUCCCCAAAGGAAGAACCUUCCUCACCCACGCCCAGGGAAGAUGCCGAAAAAGCCUCUCUCAGCCGUGACCUGGCUCUGCAUCCUCAUUGUGGCCUUCGUCAGCCACCCAGUGUGGCUGCAGAAGCCCCCGAAGCGUAAGACACCCGCACAGCCCAAAGUGGCCGCCUGCUGCGAGGAGGUGCGGGAGCUCAAGGCCCAGGUGGCCAACCUGAGCAGGGUGCUGAGCGAGCUGGGCAGCAAGCAGGAGAAGGACUGGGUGAGCGUGGUCAUGCAGGUGAUGGAGCUGGAGAGCAGCGGCAAGCGCAUGGAGUCCCGGCUCACAGAGGCCGAGAGCAAGUACUCCGAGAUGAACAACCAGAUCGACAUCAUGCAGCUGCAGGCCGCGCAGACCCUCACGCAGACCUCAGCAGAUGCCAUCUACGACUGCUCGUCCCUCUACCAGAAGAACUACCGUAUCUCCGGGGUGUACCGGCUGCCUUCCAAUGACUUCCUGGGCAGCCCAGAGCUGGAGGUGUUCUGUGACAUGGAGACCAGAGGCGGAGGCUGGACUGUCAUCCAGAGACGAAAGAGUGGCCUGGUCUCCUUCUACCGGGACUGGAAGCAGUACAAGCAAGGUUUUGGCAGCAUCCGUGGAGACUUCUGGCUGGGAAAUGAACACAUCCACCGGCUCUCCAGACAGCCAACCAGGCUCCGCGUGGAGAUGGAGGACUGGGAGGGCACCGUGCGCUAUGCAGAGUACAGUCACUUUGUCCUGAGCAAUGAACUCAACAGCUACCGCCUCUUCCUGGGCAACUACAGCGGCAACGCUGGCAACGAUGCCCUCUACUACCACAACAACACAGCCUUCAGCACCAAGGACAAGGACAAUGACAACUGCUUGGACAAGUGCGCACAGCUCCGCAAAGGUGGAUACUGGUACAACUGCUGCACAGACUCCAACCUCAACGGGGUUUACUACCGCCUGGGAGAGCACGACAAGCACCUGGACGGCAUCACCUGGUAUGGCUGGCAUGGCGCCAACUACUCCCUCAAGCGGGUGGAGAUGAAAAUCCGCCCGGAAGACUUCAAGCCCUGAAUGCAGGCUGCUGUGAGCAGGGUUUCAGAAACAGGCGCGUGGAGGCUGGGCGAGGGGGAGGAGGGGAGGGAGUGUGGCGAGGGCAGGGGGGGCUUCUAAUCUCCCAUGACAGGGGGGGUCUCUGAGCAGUACAACACCGUUCUAUGCACACGGAUGUGAGGGUGCACACAUGAAGUACUCCCCCCCAACGGUCCUACCAGUACUUCUCAAGGGGCUGAACUGAGUGGGCUCGCUCUGCCUGGGAUCCCUAACACAGCAGCUUGUCUCUUCCACGUGGUGGUCUGUGGGAAAAAGUUGUCAGAGUGCUUUAUCCGUUUUCUCUAUGUAAGAGCGAAUCCCGAAUUCCUUUGCUAAAAAGGACUGUAUUAUCUUCAUUCUCAGAGAGGCUUUGAGUGUCGGAGGCAAGAAUGGAAGAGGGUGGUGGAGGAGGCAAGUUUCCACUUCUAAAUCGCAUGGAACGACCUCCAGUCCACACGUCUUCAUUAGCUAAACGGAACGAGAUGCCCCUCAGUCCAGCUGGGGAUGAGCUGCCCCAGGCUGCACUUCCUUGGAGGAGACUCCAGGACUCUGGGCCCUGCGAUCAGACUCUUGGCUCCGCCCCUGCUCACCUCUGUCUGGGUACAGGACCGAAAGGGACCAAGGGCAUCUGGUGGUGGCAGGGAGCACCAGUGGGAGGGGACAGCCUGCAUGGUCGCCUGCCCAAAACUGCCUUCAACUACUCAUGGUCAAUUUAGAUACAUCUAUUUGUAUUUACUUUUUAAGAAAUGUUGUCUAUAAAAAAAGGUCUGAAAAAUGAAGGUUACUGAUAGUGCUUUGGUAAAUAAUUCAUGCUGUAUAUAAGUAUCUUGCUUUGUAAAAAUAAAAUAUUCUAGUUUGUGUUUUAAACAAAGUUUCUUUUCCUUCCUUUUACAAUA
Messenger RNA from Lepus europaeus (European hare), 2191 nucleotides. It is a transcript of the gene ANGPTL7, whose product is annotated as angiopoietin like 7. The transcript is spliced from 5 exons. The coding region runs from base 243 to 1277 and encodes 344 amino acids. The record is from RefSeq and is a predicted model, not a curated record. NCBI's taxonomy places the organism in Eukaryota, Metazoa, Chordata, Mammalia, Lagomorpha, Leporidae.